AUGUUUUAUAAACUAUAUAUUGUUUAUUGUAUUUUUGUAUUACUUAUCAUCUUAAUAAUAUUCAAAGUACUGAAGGGUCAAGGACAAAAACAGAAUACUGAGUCAGAAAUAUUGACUACAAGUUCUGAAAAAAAUGAAAAAACGAAAAAUUCUGUGGAAAUCCAUUCUCUCUACAAUAAUCUUGUGGAAAAGUAUUCACAAUUAAAAUCUAUUAAUGUGCCAGAUUUUGUUUUAAUUAUUUACUCUUUGAGAUACAUUGCUUUUAUUCCAGAAGAAGAUUUAAUAUUAUUUUUUGAAUCUGUUGCAUAUUAUAUUUCGUGUUCAAAGAACCAAUUAAUAGGAACUUUAGAAAAUAUUCAACGAGAAUUCUAUGAUGAUAAAAAAAUAAUUAAGUGUUUUUUGACACGUGUAAAAUGCAUAAAGAAUGAUUUUUUUAGUGGGUCUAAAAACCCUGUUGGUUUUUUUGAUCAGCACUUAAUAUUUUUAUUUAAGUAUGAAAUUCAUAAAUAUAAAAUUUUUUGUAAUGAAGAUUUUAUAAAAUCUUUUUAUACUUUCCACGGGUAUUUGAAUGUGUA
Vairimorpha ceranae is the source of this 575-nucleotide messenger RNA. RefSeq lists its product as hypothetical. The transcript has a single exon. NCBI's taxonomy places the organism in Eukaryota, Fungi, Microsporidia, Nosematidae. The record is from RefSeq and is a predicted model, not a curated record. The annotation marks the transcript as partial.